UUUGUGAGGUGAAAAUUUCAUAGUUGCUGUUAGAUACCUACAAAAAAUAUGGCUUCCAGAUCUCGAAGAUUAAAUGAAGAAGACCGUUGCAUUGUGUCUCAGGCAAAUACUCUCUUAGAACAACUGAGUAUAUUUACCCCAAUCAGUUGUGUGGAAGAUCUCAAUGUUGUUACAUAUGUAGCCUUGUUUGAAGGACUUCGAGGGGAGCAUCUAGCAGGCAUUGUUCGUAACCCACUGACCAAGGAGGAUGAAAUACAGAAUUGUCAGAUUGUGAUUGAUACACUAGCCAAUGAUGUCCUUCACACAUCACUGUCCCAUAUCUCUGGUCGAAGGGUGGUGGAGCAUGACCGGGAAUCCAUCUUCCAUCUACUGGAGAUCUUCAGUGGUCUUUUAGAGUACAUACUCAACAAAAUUGAGAGUGAUGCUUCUACAGAUAACGACGGGGAAGAAGAUUUUGAGGAUCCAGAUGCUGUAGAGCCAGAUGUGAUUGACGAGAUACUGGAGCGUGAGCUCCAACGAGGUCCACAAGACCCUCUAUCUCCAGAGGGGAGGAGGAAGACUGAUGUUUCCUCUGUGUAUUGGGAUGAUAGCCCAGAGACAGCAAGUCGCUCCAGAGACUUACCUGUAGGAAAAAAACAUAGGUUUGGUCAGGAUAGCUCUACAGCUUUACAAGAUUCUUCAGUCAGCUUUGGAAAACUUGACAGUACUGAAGAUUUGAUACGACGAGGUGAAGCUUUGAUACAGCAAACAAAAGCAGGCGAGGAAUCACGAUCACUUGAGGAGAGUUUCCUAAAGACAAGGCCUACAUUACAGGCACUUUUAAAUAAUAAACCUGACAGGGUGCAGUCUAAAGAUCCAGCUGUUCAAACUACCACCCUGGAGGAUAAGCUCAAAUCAGAUCCCUCCUAUGCCGCACGAUCUACAGACACACUGUUGGAUCAUUAUACUGAUCUCUACAACACAAAGUACAAUGUUAACAGGGAUCAGCAUGGCCACAGACAAGUUACCAAGGACCAGUUAGAUCCUUACAACAAUCUGUGCUACAUGGUAGAGGAGACAGCAGCCAUGGCAAGGGAUGCUGUCGGCGUCUCACCCAACCGUGCCCGCAUCAUCCUACAGAGUAUGGACAACAGCUACAACAAACAGACUAGUCCAACACGACGUGGUGACAGAAGUCCUCAUCGGAAGACCAAGAGUCCUGUAAGACAGACAGUCAGUGAUGAUGACCUCCAGUCUGACACAGAGCUUACACCAAGCAAAGCCAAACGAAAAGUUUCUUUCCUGACAGACCGAUCCACUACAGAUUCCAGUCCUAGCUUCCUUAAAUCUAGUCCACACAAAUCACCACCUCGUAAAGCAUGGCAGGAGAAAGAUGUGCGGUUUGAGCCAUCACCCACAAGACAGUUAGGGAGAGGGAGGAGUGUCACCCGUCCUAGUAGGAAUACAGAAGACUAUGGUAGCUACCUUGCUGACGUGGAAUCUCGGGAGGAAAAAGAGAAUUCAUCAGCUUAUGAUAAUUACCUUAAAAAACAGUUCCAUGAGAUCAUUGAUGAAGUGCUUAGUGAUGAUGAAGUCCUACCUCCAAAGUUCAAGUCUCGGUCAGACCAACGUAGAGUCAGAACUGACCGUGUCCCAGACAAGUCAAAAGGCACCUACAGUGUCAUGGAUACUCACAAACUGAUGCAGAAAGAGAGAGCAGCUGGGAAGAAAAAAGUUGAUUUUCUACACAAGAUAUAUCAGGAAGACCUUGAUGAACUGAAAUAUGAGGCCAAACAUGAACUGAAGAAGGAAAGAAAAGUUGCCAAGGAUACAGAAGCAGACUACAAGAAGAAAGUUUUAUCUGGUCCAAAAAAAGCUAGUAAACCCAAAGAGUCAGGAUCUACCAGAAAGAAACCUACAGUUAGUACCAAAGCCAAGAGGCGAUCACCAAGUCGACUGAUACCUGCAGGAAAACAGAAAUUAACAAUCAAAGAUGAUGAAGACAUCUUACCAAUACUGCUAAAGGAAUUUCCUCAUCUUCACCUGUCUUUGCACACCUGGCAUGAACUGUGGCGUAAAGGGAUCAACCAAAUUGAGCAGGUCACAAGGGCCAACCAGGAAGUUAGACGCAAAAAGUCACGUGCUAAAUCAGAGCUUGAGGAAGCUGAAAAGAGACAGCAGAUUAUGGUGAACAUUAUGAAGAAAGAGCUUGAACAUCAACAAAGAAUGAAAGAGAUUAAAGAAAGACAGACUCAGGGAGUAGCAGCUAGAAACAGGGUACAUGAAAAACGUGCACAGUCUGCGAAAACACGACAGUAUUAUGACGAAUAUCAGGUACGCAUGCGCUCCAAGAUGCUGAAAAGGCGCACAAAAGAGGAGAUGGUAUUUAAGAAACUGUUCAAAGAUGGUCUGGAUAUACAAAAGGAUCGAGUAAAGGAGCUAAGGAAGUAUGCCAAAGAACAGCGUGAUAGCCAAGCCAAAGUACAGAGGAAUGAAGUGGAGUCUCUAGAAAAUUAUUACCGUGACCAGUUUGACAUGCUAGCAGAAUCUGUUGCCAAGGAACGUAAGGAAACACAGACCAGGGAAAAGGCCCAGCAGAAGGUGCUAGAACAGAUGAAGAAAGAGCUUAGACGAAAAAUGGAAAAGGAAAUUAAGGAUUUACAAGAUCAGCUGUGUCGGGAUGACGAUGAUGCUUACUUCAGACAACUGGAUGCUGACCGGGUCAUCAAAGACUUGCAGAUUGCCAAGUACCAUGUUGGUGUAUAGCUUAGAAGUCUUCCUAAAUGUUUCUCAUGUUUAGUAUAUAAAAGUGGUAACUGAACAAGACGCUGCUGGCCUGCAGAAUCCUGUAAACAACUGUGAUAUUAGAGUGAUUUAUAAACAAUGUAAUUAUCAUGUCUGGAACAGUCACAAGGUAACAAUGUUGGUCAAAAUGUAGUAUAAAUUUUUAUGUAGACAAAUUAUAGUAUUAUGUAAUUUAUAUAUAUUAUACCUAAUCAGGUUUCCUAGUUGAUUUUUCAGUUUUAUCUAUGUAUUUCUUAGGUUCCACAUUCUGCUACUUUGCUAGUUUUGAUGGUGAUAACGAUUUCAGUAAAAUUUGAACCUGUACUCACAGCAAAUUCACAUGGUUUCACAAAUAGAAAUAUUUUCUGCCCCAUAAUGGUGUAAUUAAGUGUGCUUUGCUAAAAUGUUUAAAAGAAUGAUGAAGUACGAUUGUGUGUGAAUUUGUUAACUGAAGUGAUCAAACUUCAGCUUGAAUUCAUCGUAAGAUGUUAAAAGUAUGAGAAAGUUCCAGUAGUUAACAUUUAUUGUUUA
Molecule: messenger RNA, 3294 nt
Organism: Ylistrum balloti
Lineage: Eukaryota; Metazoa; Mollusca; Bivalvia; Pectinida; Pectinidae
Product: centrosomal protein of 95 kDa-like
Exons: 21
Coding region: 49-2745 (898 amino acids)
Cellular component (GO): centrosome; spindle pole
Source: RefSeq, a predicted model, not a curated record